Messenger RNA from Fulvia fulva, 705 nucleotides. Its product is annotated as Putative dolichyldiphosphatase. Gene Ontology annotation, molecular function: dolichyldiphosphatase activity. Gene Ontology annotation, cellular component: endoplasmic reticulum membrane; intracellular membrane-bounded organelle. Lineage: Eukaryota; Fungi; Ascomycota; Dothideomycetes; Mycosphaerellales; Mycosphaerellaceae. Gene Ontology annotation, biological process: lipid biosynthetic process; protein N-linked glycosylation. The record is from RefSeq and is a predicted model, not a curated record. Bases 1 to 705 code for a protein of 234 amino acids. The transcript is spliced from 2 exons.
AUGGAUGACCCACCGCUAGCCAGUCUAUCGCUGACACACGUUCGAUACAACCCCGCCGACCCUCUCUCGUACAUUUCCGCACACCUCGCUCUGGUCCCGCAAGCACUCAUGAUCGCAUACGUCUCGCUGAUAUGGGGCACCCGCGAGAUCGAGAUUCUCCUCAUGUUUACUGGACAGCUGGGAUGCGAGGCUCUUAACUGGUUACUGAAGAGAUACAUAAGAGAGGAGAGACCAAUUCAAAUGCUAGGCAAAGGCUACGGUAUGCCCUCGUCCCACGCCCAGUUCGUCGCCUACUUCUCCACCUUCCUCACUCUCUUCCUCCUCUUCCGACACGAUCCACACAACCAUCCCAAUGCCUCGCAUACACACCUCCCCAUACCUCUCUGGCAGCGUUUGGGACUUGGAGCGUUGGGCUUGGUCAGCGCCGCGGCUGUCGCGCAGAGCAGGAUAUACUUGAAUUAUCAUACGCCAAAGCAGGUGUACACUGGUGUUGCGGCGGGCGUGAGCUGUGCUGUUGCAUGGUUCGUGGUGACAAGUGCGGCGAGGAGGUAUGGCGUGAUUGAUAAGAUCUUGGAGCUACCGCCGGUGAAGUGGUUGAGGUUUAGGGAUUUGGUGGUUAAUGAGAGUUUGGAGGAUGCUGGGUGGCAUCGGUGGGAAUUGGCGAAGCAGAAGAGGGCGGAAUUGGUAGGGAGGAAGCGGAAGUGA